Juglans regia (Persian walnut) is the source of this 414-nucleotide messenger RNA. RefSeq lists its product as uncharacterized. Bases 1 to 414 code for a protein of 137 amino acids. The record is from RefSeq and is a predicted model, not a curated record. The transcript has a single exon. NCBI's taxonomy places the organism in Eukaryota, Viridiplantae, Streptophyta, Magnoliopsida, Fagales, Juglandaceae.
AUGGGUGCAGUUACACAAUAUUCCUCUGGUUGGGAUGAACAAGCAGUAUGGAAAAUUAAUUGCUUCUGGGAUAGGGAAGGUCUAGGAUGGGGUCAUUUCAAACAAGUGAUGGAAGUUCUUUCAGCAAACCAACUCUUAGCUAAGUUAUCUAAGUGCACCUUUGGGGUGCCUGAAGUGGAGUAUUUGGGGCAUGUGGUGUUAGGGGAAGGUGUUAAGGCAAAUCCUAAUAAAGUGGCUUUUAUGUUAGAGUGGCCAACCCCUACUAAUUUAAAGGCACUACAAGGGUUCUUAGGAUUGAUGGGGUAUUACAAAAAGUUCAUUAUGAACUAUGGCCUAAUAGUUGCACCCCUCACCGCUCUUCUCAAGAAAGAUGCAUUUACUUGGUCUCCCGAGUCAACUGUGGCAUUUCAAUAG